Messenger RNA from Lineus longissimus, 1128 nucleotides. Its product is annotated as trophoblast glycoprotein-like. Lineage: Eukaryota; Metazoa; Nemertea; Pilidiophora; Heteronemertea; Lineidae. Gene Ontology annotation, cellular component: plasma membrane. Gene Ontology annotation, molecular function: protein binding; transmembrane signaling receptor activity. The coding region runs from base 1 to 1128 and encodes 375 amino acids. Gene Ontology annotation, biological process: toll-like receptor signaling pathway; inflammatory response; immune response. The transcript has a single exon. The record is from RefSeq and is a predicted model, not a curated record.
AUGCACAUUGUACCGGAGUUAACCGAAAAGGUCCUGGCUGUUCUUCUGAAAGAUCAGGCAUUACUGACAAAGCUCUACCUUGCCAGAACCAACCUCGGGAACAGCCAUACAAUAUUGUUUAAGCAUCUUAAACAAUUAGAAGUAUUAGAUCUCACGGACAACGAAUUUGGUUAUAUUCAAGAAUCGACACUACCAAAACUUGUUGAGAAUGGGGAUCUCUAUCUUUUUGGCAACAAAAUAAUGUACAUUGAGGAGGAUGCCUUCAAAGGAUUGAGAAACAGAUCUGUCACAUUGAACGAGAAUCCCUGGCACUGCAGUUGCAAACUUGCUCCGUUUUCCAGUUGGUUGCGGAGCAAUGAGGGCGCUGCGGUGGUCGACAGGCAGGAGCUCAUCUGCGAUGGUCCAAUUCAAAUAUACGGACAGAAAGUUGUUGAUUACGACCCGUACUGGUGGGAGUGUAGCCCAUAUGUUCCGCUGGUGGCACUGCUCUUCAUCGUAGGAUUUCUCCUCACUGUUGCUAUCAUUGCUUUGAUCGUCUAUUGUAACUGGAUCAACAUCAAACAUUGCUGCUUGGAGCGUCGCGAGAUGGCGAAACCCAUCGACGAUGAGCACCGAGAUCGUGAAGAUGAACCCGUCGGAAGAGAUUCACUCGGACAGCGGGCAGGUGGGUAUAGUUCUCUCAGACAAGGCAAAACAGGCGCGUACAUCAUCUACGAUAUGUACGACAGGGCAGUUCUCAAUUGGGUGAAUAAAUACGUCGAGGACCAACUUUUCCGACACCCAAUGAAGAUCACUCUCCAGUUCUCUGCAGGCCCCGAAGUCAUUCCGCUGUGGAAGCAAGUCAAAGACUUCAGCUUCCAGGUCAACUUCUUCCUCGUCCUCGUGACGGAUGGAUUCCUGGAACUUCACUGGCCGGAGAUUGCCCAGAAGAGCGGCAUCGAUAACAUCAUGAAAUGUGUCUUCGUGCUUCAUGGCAAGAAGAAAAGUGAGCUGCCUAAAGAGAUGACAAGGUUGUCGUGUCCUUGCUUCCAGUGGCCGGAGACUGGGACGAGGUUCACGACUCCAGAACGAGAGCGAGAUCAAUUCUGGAAAAAGUUGCGUCUAGCUUUGAAGAGAAUUUCUGUGUGA